AUUGAAUUAGUUGUAGUGCCGAAAAACAGGGGAGCUCCUCUUUUUUCAAGUAUCGCCUUGUGGACAGAAUGUUUUCGGUAGCGUCUUCCGAUAGCAAGCAGGAACAGUCUCCGAAAAACGAAACAGAGUAUCAGGAAGAAGUCCAGGCAAUGCAGCACUUAAGCGGCCUAUUCUUUCGCGAUGAUUUCGAGAAGGAAACUGAUUUUAUUCCAAUCACCGAUAAGCAGUUGCAGGAGCUGCAAGACAUAGUGACAGGCCCAGGCAAUGCUCCUCUUAUCAGCAAAUAUUCGCUUACAAUUACUAAAAAAGAUAUUCGCACACUGACCGACCUCAGCUGGCUGAACGACACAGUGAUCAAUUUCUAUAUGAAUCUGCUCAUCGAACGUUCGCAGCAGAAGGAGGAAAUUCUGCCCAGUGUCUACAGCAUGAGCACGCUCUUUCUGGAUUGCAUCUUCAGGUAUGGGCUAGAUGCUGUGAAGCGCUGGACGAGAAAGAUUGAUGUGUUCAGAAAGGACAUCAUUCUAGUGCCUGUGCACUGCAAUGGUAAUCAUUGGUGCAUGGCCAUCAUACACUUCCAAAAUAGGACUAUCUUCUACUACGAUUCGCUUGGAAAUCCGAAUGACAUCGUCCUGGAUGUCCUUAAGAACUACAUUAUUGCCGAGUCGCUAGACAAGCGCAAGGUGCAGUACGACCUGAGCGGCUUUAGGAUUGAAAAUGUGUUGAAUGGUCCGCAACAAACGAACGGAUCAGACUGCGGUGUGUUUAGCUGUAUGACAGCCGAAUAUAUAACUCGGGGAAAGCCGCUGACAUUCAAUCAGGAGCACAUGAGCUAUUUUCGUAAGAAAAUGAUACUGGAGAUUGUUCAUGGGCAGCUGUGGAAAUAGUACUCGCCAA
Molecule: messenger RNA, 894 nt
Organism: Drosophila miranda
Lineage: Eukaryota; Metazoa; Arthropoda; Insecta; Diptera; Drosophilidae
Product: sentrin-specific protease 1-like
Exons: 3
Coding region: 69-884 (271 amino acids)
Biological process (GO): protein desumoylation
Cellular component (GO): nucleus
Molecular function (GO): deSUMOylase activity
Source: RefSeq, a predicted model, not a curated record